UCAAGACAACUGGUUGAUUAGCGAUUCCGUGAUCAAAGGCUCAGAACACAAGGCGUUUCGCCCAAACCUCUGAUUUCGCCAACAUGCAGGACGCUGACGACCGCUUAUAUAAGGCGACGUCCACUUGGCUCCGUCGCAGAGCAGACGAAGAGCCUCGAAGUCGCCGGUUCUCUCCUCCCGAUUCGAGUCGACGCCGAGGAAAUGAUUGGGGUUCGACUGGUGCGUUCAGCUGUCCUGGUAUCCCUGCUGCUAGUGUUCCCGGCCUCUGUCCUCGCCUCUUGGGACGGAAAUGAAAUCCCUCCGUCCCUGCCUUCCUCCUCAGAAUCCUCUCCUGCGACCUCCCUCGCGGGAGCCCAGACCGCAAACAAGCGCAGCAUAUCCUUCGACUCGUGCACGGGCGUCUACGACCGCGAACUCCUUGUAAGGCUCGACCGCGUGUGCGAAGACUGCUACAACCUGUACCGCGACACCGACGUGGCGGUCGAAUGCAGGAGCAACUGUUUCCACAACGAGGUAUUCCUGUACUGCGUCGACUACAUGUACCGGCCUCGCCAAAGGAACCAGUACCGGGCCGCCCUGCAGAGGCUCGGCAAGUAGGCGCUUCCUCUCCGGCCACACCUUCUACGGCGACGCUCGUGCGAUGAUU
Messenger RNA from Penaeus vannamei (Pacific white shrimp), 646 nucleotides. Its product is annotated as crustacean hyperglycemic hormones 1. The record is from RefSeq and is a predicted model, not a curated record. Lineage: Eukaryota; Metazoa; Arthropoda; Malacostraca; Decapoda; Penaeidae. Gene Ontology annotation, biological process: circadian rhythm. Gene Ontology annotation, molecular function: neuropeptide hormone activity. Gene Ontology annotation, cellular component: extracellular region.